AAAAAAAACACUUGAGCGGAAAAGCGUCUGUCACAGCAACAAUCAAGCUAUCUUACCCAAUUAACAAUGAAAAGCGUCGGAGGGAGACUGCUCGAACCCAUUAAGGGCAUGUGCUGAGAGGCGGGGUGCCAUGCAGAGGAGACAUAGCAGCAACACGGAUGGCAUGCCCUCAGAAAGGAGCCGUAGCCAAACUCUGGGAUCGGAGAGCAGCCUGGAUGAGGGUGGCGCCUUCGACUGCCUGAAGCCCGACUCGCCCACGUCCCCCCAGCAGAUCUUCUCCGGCUUGGUGGGGGUCCCCUGCGGCGGCGUCUCCUCCGCCCAGUUCCAGGCGGCGACUUUAGUCCUGGGUUCUCCCCCGGAGGUUUUCAUCCAGAUGACGGCGUCGUCACGGGAAGAAGGUGGCGGCGGUGGCGGCCGCCGCCCCGAGGUGGCCCCGUUCCUCCCUCGCCCGCCCCAUCACCACCACCACCAUUUCCACCACCCGCCCCUGCAACACAGGACCCCCUCGCUGCUCCAGCAGGCCACCGCGGCGGCCGGCUCGGAGAGGCACGGCUCCAGGGAGGAGGGCGGCCAGGAGGACCCGUCCACGCCGGCGCCGGCCUUGUCGGAGCUGAAGGCGGUGGUCACCUGGCUGCAGAGGGGCUUCCCUUUCAUCCUCAUCCUCCUGGCCAAAGUCUGCUUUCAACAUAAGCUCGGUAUCGCCGUGUGUGUGGGGAUGGCCAGCACCUUCGCCUACGCCAACUCCACUUUCAAGCACCAAGUGUCACUAAGGGAUGAGCGCUCCAUGAUGGUUGCCGUGUGGAUGAUGUUGUUCCUCUGUGGCAACAUGGCCUACGUUUACUACGCCUUCAGCCAGGAGGAGCUCUACAAAAGCCUCUUCUUUUCAAAGCCCAACCUCAGCAACUUUGACUUCUUUGACCUGGUCUGGGCGGUGGGCAUCACCGACUUUGUCCUUAAGUUCGCCACCAUCGCCCUCAAAUGCUUUGUCCUUUUUCUGCCCAAGAUCCUCCUGGCCUUCAAAUCCAGGGGCAAGUUCUACCUGCUGAUGGAGGAGCUGAGUCAGCUGUUUCGGGCGCUGGUGCCAGUCCAGCUGUGGUACAAGUACAUCAUGGGAGAAGACCCCUCCAGCAGCUACUUCCUGGGGGCCACGCUCAUCAUCAUCUACAGCCUCUGCAAGUCUUUCGACAUCUGCGGCCGAGCGUCCGCCCUCCGCAAGGCCGUCUUGUUGCUGUGCCGCCCUCAGAGUUACGGCGUGCGUGCUGGCAGUCAGCAGUGCAGCGAGGCGGGCGACGUCUGCGCCAUUUGCCAGGCCCACUUCCGAGACCCCGUGGCCCUCCUGUGCCAGCACGUCUUCUGUGACGACUGCCUGUCUUCCUGGUUCGACCGCGAGAGGGCGUGUCCUCUGUGCCGCUCCGCCGUCCCGGAGACUCUGCGGUGCUGGAAGGACGGCGCCACCUCCGCCCACUUCCAGAUCUACUAGUUGCCAUGGUGACCACAGAACCAAACGAUGCAAUUGAUAUUCUUCAUUAGGAGUUUCCCCAUCUGGUAGCCGUAUCGCUCCGAUAUCGGCAAAAAAACGAGCCGAUAAUCCAUCUUCUUCCUCUUAUCCCAAGUCGUGUCGCGGGGGCAGCAGCCUAAGCGUGUAAAUGUCCUCCAAUAACCACACGGUCCUAAUCGCUUACAAACCAUGCUAGAAACUAGCAGCUACACGACAGCUAAGCGCACAAGCUAGAGCUUGUUUUUUUUAAAGACAAAUUAAAAACAUCCCAAAUUGGAACGUCACACAAAAAAAAUACAAUAUGUCGUCUUGUGCGAGCCGCUGAAAAUGCGCACGGCGAAAUUAAAUGCUAACGUGGGCAUGCUAACCGCGAAAAAUGUGUCAAAUACCAAGUCAUAUGACCGUGAAGCAUACGCAUGCAAUAUUAUCCUAAAAAAACUGAUCACGCUCGUGCUAACAUGUUAGCAUUAGCAUUCUAACAGUUACCAAAUUGUAUGACUCUUGGCUGCAAAAUUGGUUAGGAAUGUUAGCAUGCUAACGUGGGCAUGCUAACCGGCAAAAUGGGUCAAGUACCAAGUCAUGUGACCGUGAAGCAUACGCAUGCAAUAUUAGCCAAAAAAAACUGAUCACGCUCGUGCUAACGUGUUAGCGUUAGCAUGCUAACAGUUACCAAAUUGUAUGACUCUUGGCUGCAAAAUUGGUUAGGAAUGUUAGCAUGCUAACAUUGGCAUGCUAACUGGUAAAAUGGGUCAAGUACCAAGUCAUGUGACCGUGAAGCAUACGCAUGCAAUAUUAGCCCAAAAAAACUGAUCACGCUCGUGCUAACAUGUCAGCGUUAGCAUGCUAACAGUUACCAAAUUGUAUGACUCUUGGCUGCAAAAUUGGUUAGGAAUGUUAGCAUGCUAACGUUGGCACGCUAACUGGCAAAAUGUGUCGAGUACCAAGUCAUAUGACCGUGAAGCAUACCCAUGCAAUAUUAGCUAAAAAAAACUGAUCACGCUCGUGCUAACGUGUUAGCGUUAGCAUGCUAACAGUUACCAUGUGUCAGUUACCAAAUUGUAUGACUCCUGGCUGCAAAAUUGGCUAAGAAUGUUAGCAUGCUAACUGGUAAAAUGUGUCAAGUACCAAGUCAUAUGACCUUGAAGCAUACACAUGCAAAAUUUGCACAAAAAAAACUGGUCACAUUUCAGCUAUCACGUUAGCCUUGACAUGCUAACACUUACCAAGUUAUGACUCUUGGCUGCAAAAUCUGUUAAAAAAAAGUUACCAUUGUUCUCCUUUCCCAACUUUUCACGCUACAAAACAAGUAUCAAAUUAUUCUAGUUGCAUAUUAAGUCUCCAAGGUAGACGCGAAAGUGUCCAGUAACAAACGUGUCCGCAUCAUUCCACUUGAGCUCAACUUAAUGAAUUAUUGUGACAAAUUACAAGUUACUAUUAUUUAUAUGUUAUUCAAUGAAUGGU
Molecule: messenger RNA, 2959 nt
Organism: Nerophis lumbriciformis (worm pipefish)
Lineage: Eukaryota; Metazoa; Chordata; Actinopteri; Syngnathiformes; Syngnathidae
Gene: rnft2
Product: ring finger protein, transmembrane 2
Biological process (GO): positive regulation of ERAD pathway
Molecular function (GO): ubiquitin protein ligase activity; metal ion binding
Source: RefSeq, a predicted model, not a curated record